This is a messenger RNA of Nezara viridula (southern green stink bug), 234 nucleotides long. Lineage: Eukaryota; Metazoa; Arthropoda; Insecta; Hemiptera; Pentatomidae. The record is from the annotation of a GenBank genome assembly.
AUGGACCGACUUAGGGCGAGGCAAAGAGUAAUUAUCCUUACAAUGAUAGGUUGUUACCUCCGCGGAGGAACGCGGCACACCCCCGAGUCACAGUUCCCACUGCUCCCUGUCUUCAAACAGGUUUAUUCAGGGCUCUUCCCCCAUUAUCCGCAGUUCCCAGCAAUGUCCAGUUCCUGUAUCUCAUGCCCAUUCAUAUCCUCCCGUCAUCAUCUCGUCAAACCGUGGGGGCGAUGA